GCGAUCCUCGCUGGUUUAAUAGAAUAUAGAUGCGAAACGUAUUGUGAACCAGGCUGUAUAAAUUAUGAACUAGGUUGUAAAGAAAGCACAUAGUGUCCUUUCGUCUAGUGAAAAAGCACUAAAGGGGAAGGUGCCCCUACAAUCGGGUCAAAGAGUCCAUUCGGCAAUUUUCGGUUUACACCGUGAACAGUCGUGAGCGCGCGACAAGUUUGUACUGUGGAUUUACGUACAUAGCCUAUAUUGUGGAAACUUCUUUGUCAGAAUGCUCCAAAAAGCAAGAGUUUAUGGCAUUUCAGACCGUCAUAAACCGGGAAUUUCCGUACUUACCUGGCAGGUAUCAGGUAGGUACGGAGUGCACUGUGGCUUGGUCAUUUCUGUUGGAAACGUACAACCGUGAGCAUUUUUUAAAUAUCAGCAUGAGUGCUCCAAAACGAAGUGGAGUUUCAUGCUCUUACAAAAAUUGUACAGCAAGAUUCAAUCGAGGAGGGAAAGUACAUUUUUUUAGAUUUCCUAAGAAUGGAGACUUAUGCAAGCUCUGGCUUCAGGCAUGUGGUAGAGAAGAUCUUCCGUCUUCGGAAUAUCAACACUACCACAAGACCCGCAGAGUAUGUAGUAUCCAUUUCGAAAAUAGAAUGUACAUGGGUCCUUCCAAGUCCAGCUUAUUACCAACAGCAGUUCCAAAGCAGAUUGAGUCUGAUACAAAUAUUCAAGAAGAGAACGGUAAUAAUCCUGAGUUUCAGCCUCCAACAAAAAUUCGUGUCGUAGACAUAGCAGCAAUUUCAGGUCCAUCUCAUCAGGGAAACAUUACAUCAAUCGGCUUUGAUGCAAGUGUUCAGACGCAUAAGUAAUAAUAUGCAUAAGUGGGAAAGGUGAGCAGAGGCCCAUGAAGAGUGUGAGAAUUUAGUGAGGGAUAUAAAAUAAUUAAGGCUUAUACAAUUUUAGUGUAUUAUUUUAUUUUACAAUGUACAUAAUUUAAUUGGUCACUUAUGCCACGAAUGCGUUUAGGAAAAUCACAUACGCAACAUGCACUUUCACACAAUCACCCUACGAAGAAAAAAUUGAACGUUGUACAAAAAUAAUGGCAGAAGAUAGGAAAGGAGUUGAUAAAAUUAAAGUGUGUAGCUUCAAAUGUGACCCAUGGGUAAUUGAUCUCCAUCGCAGCCGUUUCCAUCUUUUAUAUUGGACUCGUGCGAAGAUUCUUCUUCUAAUUCCCAAUGGACUUCGUCGUCGAACUUCUGUUCCUCGGAUAUUGAGCCGCAGACCGAUAUGCGCAUGAUUAAACCUAAGCAAGUAAUUGUAUUUUUAUAAAUUAAGAAACAUAAAUAAAGAACUUUAAAUU
Messenger RNA from Osmia lignaria (orchard mason bee), 1339 nucleotides. RefSeq lists its product as uncharacterized. Gene Ontology annotation, molecular function: sequence-specific DNA binding. The record is from RefSeq and is a predicted model, not a curated record. NCBI's taxonomy places the organism in Eukaryota, Metazoa, Arthropoda, Insecta, Hymenoptera, Megachilidae.